AUGCCGACUCUCGCGUUCGCGAGCCCACAGCGCUGGACCUUGAAGCCUGACUUUCCUGGGGACGUCAAGCCGCUAGUCGGACCAUACGUUUCUGAAGGGGAUCUUCCACUGCUCGCGGCUCAGCUAGAGUUCCAUGGCUAUGCACCCACGUCCUCUGCUGCUCGCUCUACCGUGUCGUCAGCGCCCACCCGAGAUGCUUUGUAUAAUGCUCUCCCAGACUCGCCCACGUCUGUGAUGGUAGCGCCGACUACGAGCAUCGGGGCCUUGCGAGGAGUCUUACCGUUGCUCAAGCGUGCACCUACAUGGGUCGAAGAUGGUCAUUGGGUCUUCCACUUUUUGGACCCAUGCCCAAAGCGAAGUGAUAAAAGUCCUACUAUGCCCUCACCAGCUGGACUGGCGACCGCGACCAAUCCGUUCGGCGAGGCCCCCACCACUGUGCCCCAUUCGCUGACUAGGUCCAGUCUCUUCCCCAGCUUCUUGAACAUUGGUUCUGAUGCCUUGCAGCGGAUCAUACAAUGUCUCGAUGGGACGGAGCUAAUCAAGCUAGCAAUGCUCUCGAGAGAGACGCACGACUUUCUCCUGCCUCUUUAUUUGCAGCGAUGCAACAUCACUUCCACCGCCCCCAAUGACUUCUCCACCGUGGAUACGCUGUCUCUCAACAACGACGCUGCAACAGAGGAGGCGUUCAGAUUGAUCAGGAUGUCACCACAGAUCGCUGGCGUAAAGCAUCUGCACUGCAAAUUCCACUUCCCAGAGUCCGUCCUUCAUUGGGAGUUCCGCAACUUAUACAGCGUUGUCACCAAGCUACGCCAUAUCGAAUCCAUCACGCUCGAUUUCUCCCUGGUUCCGGACAGUCUUGCGGUUCAUGGUGUGCCACGCUUGCACUCCAUGCGGGGGUGGCGGGCUGCAUUCGGGGUGCUCAUGAAGGCCAUGCUGGCGUCGUCCCCUCGUCAACUCAAUGUUCACGAUAGGACGCACUUCCUGUGGUUCGUCGAAAUCGACGAAGUAGCAACUACUACUCUCCAAUCGAAGUUGCAUCACGCCCUGGUAGGGCCGACACCUAUCCAACGUGAGGUGGCUGAGAUCCUUGGACUUGAGAACGACAAGUCUUCUCUAUGGACCCGCCUUUUUACCGCUGUCAACUCAGAGAACCCCUCAGAAGACGUGUCGCCUCUGGAAAGAGCGAUCGGUCGAGUCGAUCUCGCUUCAUUGACCGACAUUUGUUUGGACUUCGAUUUAACACCGCACGAGUGGGAGAUAAUUGGACAGUAUAUCACCUUGCCUUCCCUCUCCAAAUUCUCCGUAGGGGCCGAUUCGUCGAGCGCCUUCGAUUUUCUCCUUCAAUUCCUAGGCCGACAUCGCAAAAUCACGUCGUUGCACGUAUCCGAAGCCACCGUAAACCAAUUGAAGACUUAUCAUAUCCAAACCCCGUUCCUUCCCCUCCUCACCAGUCUCCACGCCCCCAUCGACGUAUUCUACAUUUUCUUCCCGUCGGGGAAAUCCAACCCAGUUUCUAAUCCUACAGAUGCUGAGAUGCGUGUCUCCCUUCGCGGUCCAUCGGAUUGGUCGACCGUCUCCCGGAAAUUGAACGCACUGCCGCAACUCCUCAAGCAGAGCCCGAUAACCCUGCGGCUUCUACUGUGCACCAAGUCCUGGAUAACUUCACCCCCAUACAUUCCAAUCCAGACACCAAUAAUCAGUGCGCUGGUUAUCGAAGCGUUGGAACAGCCUUUCGAUAUCUCCCAGUGCAAAUUGCUGGAUUGGCUCUCACAAUUCCCCCAUCUAAGGCAAUUGCGCAUGUUGGGAAUAGGUGAGGCCGAGCACGAGAUGGAGUGUAGUUUCGCUCGAUCCGUAGCUAUGCGUCGUGAGGGUUUCCAGUCAGUGGAAUUUGACGGGAGGAUGUACUCUGAUCCUGUAAAUCUUUAG
Molecule: messenger RNA, 1926 nt
Organism: Pleurotus ostreatus (oyster mushroom)
Lineage: Eukaryota; Fungi; Basidiomycota; Agaricomycetes; Agaricales; Pleurotaceae
Exons: 2
Coding region: 1-1926 (641 amino acids)
Source: RefSeq, a predicted model, not a curated record